AUGCUCUCCGCAUUUACCGCCCAACCCCUUGUCGAGCUCCGCCCGCGAGACAAGUCGAAGAUCGAGUCUCUCUUAGCCUAUGGAGAUCGGCUACUUGUCGGGCUGAACACGGGAAGUUUGCGGAUAUACCGGGUGAACGAGAUCAACGACGACGAAGAUGGUCUUGAAGAUGCUGAGGACGCUGGCGAGCAUGUCGACGGUGGGACGCCGUCAACACCUGUGAAAGCGAAACCGACGGACUUGCUGAGGGAAGAAGAAAAUUUCGCGAGAUACAAAAUUGAACAGUUGGCGAUUAUUAAAGAGGCGAAUGUGUUGGUUUCGUUGUCGGGCGGAUAUGUCUCUCUUCACGACUGGCAGACGUAUCAGCUGCAGGAGCAGCUGGUGCGGACAAAGGGCGCCUCCACGUUUACUGUGACAUCGAAUAUUGUGAAAGACAAGAGCACUGGCGUUCCCUCGAUUGUGUCUCGGCUGGCCGUGGCGGUUAAGAGGAAGGUUAUGCUGUGGACGUGGCGAGAUAUGGAGCUCGAAGAGGAUACUGGCGAGAUUACACUAGUGAGUGGAAUAAAGACGCUCACUUGGGCGACGGGAACGAAGCUGUUAGCGGGAUUAAAUUCCAGUUAUCUGCUUGUGGAUAUCGAGUCAAAGAAACUUACAGAUAUCAUCGGACCGGGGAGUAUUGGCGGCUCUGGCGGUUCGGAACGCGGAGGCCUCGGUAUGACCAGUAUGAGCUACAUCGGCAUUGGAGGUGCGGCGCCAAAACCAUUGGCAACAAGACUCUCCGAAGGCGAAAUGCUGUUGGCAAAGGAUGUCAAUACUCAUUUUAUCGAUACCGACGGCAACUCUCUUGGCCGCGGACAGAUCCCAUGGAGCGCUGCUCCAGAGGCUGUCGGGUAUUCUUAUCCCUAUCUGCUUACACUCCAAGAUCCUUCAAAUGGGACACUAGAAGUGCGCAACCCCGAAACUCUAUAUCUUCUUCAGUCGAUCUCGCUACCGUCAGCGAGCAUAAUGCAUAUCCCUCAGCCUAAUAUCAGCCUUGCUCACGCCGGAAAAGGAUUUCUUGUUGCCGGUGAGCGCAUAAUUUGGCGAAUGAACGCCCUAGAUUACGAUUCGCAAAUUGAAUCGCUCGUCGAAGAAGGUCAUUUUGACGAGGCUAUAAGCUUACUUGGGAUGCUUGAAGAUGCUUUGUUGACGGACAAACUUGGCCGUUUGCGAGAAGUUAAACUACAAAAGGCCCAGGACCUAUUCGAUAACCGAAAGUAUCGUGCUUCUCUAGACUUAUUUACGGAAGUGUCUGCGCCCCCUGAGCUUGUCAUUCGCUUGUAUCCAAAGAUAAUUGCUGGCGAUUUGUCUACCGUGGUAGAAGAUGAAUAUCAGUCAGAAUCAGAGGGAAAUGCCGAGGAAUCGUCAGAUAGAGCAAACGGAAGUAAACCUAAUGGUGUUGUUGCGAUCGCGGAAGAUAAGAAUAAGGGAAAAGGCGUCGGUUACACACCUUCAGUCAGGUCUCUGCUAAAAUAUAAAACUGAAGAUGGUGCAAGCGAAACUAGCAGCGUUUGGGGAGUGUCCGGGGAUAAAGAUAGCAACGGAGCAGACAAACCUCUGCAAGGGAAAGACCUUAAAGCGGCCGUAUAUGAACUACAAGGAUUUCUCGCGGACAUUCGCAGGAGACUUCAGAGGUUCCUCAACCCGGAUGGUAGCGUCAAAGUAUCAGACCUGUGCGUAAACGGCGAAUCCGAUGAAUUCAGCAAAUCCGUGAUAAGCAUUCUUGGAAUCUCCGAAAACGACGAAGAUGUGGAUAUUGGGAAAAGAUUGAGAGAAACCGCCUCUCUCGUCGAUACAACACUUUUCCGAGCACAUAUGUACGCGACGCCAUCCCUCGCAGGCUCCCUCUUCCGAAUAGCCAAUUUCUGUGAUCCAGACGUGGUUAUGGAAAAGCUGGAGGAAACAGGCAGAUAUAACGAACUUAUCGACUUUCUCUUUGGCAAGAAGCUACACCGUCCCGCCCUUGAGCAUCUCCAAAAAUUCGGCCAAGCUGAAAAGGAAGAAAAGAGCGCACCACAGCUCCUGGGGCCCAAACGGACAAUUACCUAUUUGCAGAAUUUACCAUCAGAAAUGGUUAACCUGAUACUUGAGUUUGCGGAGUGGCCGCUUCGAACUGAUCCAGGGCUCGGAAUGGAAAUAUUUCUGGCGGAUACAGAAAAUGCCGAGACUCUACCGAGGGAUAAGGUGUUAGAUUUCUUACAGGGCAUUGAUCCAAAGCUUGCAAUUAGGUAUCUUGAGCAUGUCAUCGAGGAGUUGAAUGAUAUGACGCCAGAUUUGCAUUAUCGACUGCUACUGCUAUAUCUGGAGAGGUUGAAGAAUGGGAAAGAGGGCGAAGAAGCGGCGGAAUUUCAGGAUGAAGAGGAGCGGGGUGAUUGCAAAGGGAAGUUUCUGGAUAUGUUGAAGUCCAGCUCUCAGUAUUCGCCAGCAAAGAUGCUUGACCGACUUCCUAGGGAUGAUCCCGAGUUUUUUGAAGCUAGGGCAAUUGUAUUCAGCAAAAUGGGUCAGCAUAGGCAAGCCUUGGAAAUUUACGUUUUCAGAUUGAAUCAUCCACAGAAGGCAGAAAGCUACUGCAAUCAAAUAUACCUGGCUAAAGAUACCCAUGCCAACGUCCCAGAUAAAUUGCAUAAAGUUUCUCCCACAGAUCACGAUGAAAACCACCCGUCGAUAUAUCAUACCCUCCUCUCACUCUAUCUAUCCCCGCCACAUGGAUAUAAGCCUCAGUACGGGCCGGCAGUCGAAAUCCUUGCCAAACAUGGCUCCCGCCUUCCCGCAAGCUCCACAUUAGAUUUAAUACCGGAAAGCUUUCCUAUUCAUGAACUUGAAUUUUACUUCCGUGGGAGAAUACGCGCGGAGAAUUCCGUGGUGAACGAGAGCAGGAUUGUCGCGGCUUUGAGAAAAGUGCAAAGUAUCAAUUCCGAGGCUGACCUGUUAAUCGGCGAUGGACUUCUGGGAGGAAACAGAGGGAGGAAUCGAUUCGUAACAGUGACAGAGGAGAGAAUGUGCGGUGUCUGUCACAAGCGGUUGGGUGGCAGCGUCAUCAGCGUCUUUCCAGACAAUACGGUCGUACAUCUCGGUUGCGUUAAUAGACGAAGCCCCGGCGUUUAA
Molecule: messenger RNA, 3144 nt
Organism: Coccidioides posadasii C735 delta SOWgp
Lineage: Eukaryota; Fungi; Ascomycota; Eurotiomycetes; Onygenales; Onygenaceae
Product: Vacuolar morphogenesis protein 6
Biological process (GO): intracellular protein transport; vesicle-mediated transport; autophagy
Cellular component (GO): cytoplasm; fungal-type vacuole membrane
Source: RefSeq, a predicted model, not a curated record